AUGGAGUCCCAGUCGUAUCUUCCCGUUCAACCCGGUGUGUGCAUGGAAGAAAACUUCUUUUCCUUGGACGAUAUUUUGCUGUCACACGAGCGACUUCCCAUCCGCACAGAAGUAACUUUUCCUCGGCUUGGAUUUCUCGAGAAGUCGGGUGACUCGCCGGAUAUUUCAAUGGGUACAAAAAUGGAGUUUCCCUUGUGGCUCUCCAAAGGUUUGUAUGAGCAGAACAAAAGGUUGCUGUCAGUCGAGCUACCUAAGGUUUAUAGAGAAGGCUGGAGGACUGUGUUUAAUGCAGACCCCAAUGUGGUGGAUUUGCAUAAACUGGGGCCUUACUAUUAUGGCCUUGGAUCCCAGAUGCUGCACUUUGACAGUCCGGAGAAUCCAGAUAUAGCACAGACGUUGCUGCAGACAUUCAUCAAGCGUUUCCGACGGACUAUGGACUCCUCCCAGAAUGCCUACAAUGAGGAUACUUCAGCGUUAGUGGAGCGUCUGGACUGUCUGGAGAAAGCACUGUUCAUAUCAGGGCAGUGUGGCCUCAAUAGUUUCCAGGGCUGGGAGAAAGGACAGGCCUCCCAGCUCUCUGCCUCAAGUUUGGUGCUCAACUACCGGAAGAGGAAGAUAACAGACGUCCAAUCGUGA
This is a messenger RNA of Nerophis lumbriciformis (worm pipefish), 636 nucleotides long. The record is from RefSeq and is a predicted model, not a curated record. Lineage: Eukaryota; Metazoa; Chordata; Actinopteri; Syngnathiformes; Syngnathidae.